Messenger RNA from Diceros bicornis minor, 2088 nucleotides. It is a transcript of the gene PTPRO, whose product is annotated as protein tyrosine phosphatase receptor type O. Gene Ontology annotation, cellular component: GABA-ergic synapse; glutamatergic synapse; plasma membrane. Gene Ontology annotation, biological process: peptidyl-tyrosine dephosphorylation involved in inactivation of protein kinase activity; podocyte differentiation; regulation of glomerular filtration. Gene Ontology annotation, molecular function: cadherin binding; Wnt-protein binding; protein tyrosine phosphatase activity. The transcript is spliced from 15 exons. The record is from RefSeq and is a predicted model, not a curated record. Lineage: Eukaryota; Metazoa; Chordata; Mammalia; Perissodactyla; Rhinocerotidae. Bases 320 to 1537 code for a protein of 405 amino acids.
GAAAGAAUAUGUUAAAUUAAAUCAAAUUUUGAAAACUUUUCUUUGCUCAGAACCAGCUCCUCCAAAAUCACUGUUUGCAGUGAACAAAACCCAAACGUCGGUGACUUUGCUGUGGGUGGAGGAGGGAGUCGCCGAUUUCUUCGAGGUUUUCUGUCAACAAGUCGGCUCUACUCAGGAAACAAACCUGCAGGAACCAAUUUCUGUUUCUUCUCAUGUCGUGACCAUCUCCAGCCUCCUUCCUGCCACUGCCUACAACUGUAGUGUCACCAGCUUUAGCCACAACAGCCCCAGUGUUCCUACGUUCAUAGCCGUCUCAACAAUGGUUACAGAGAUGAAUCCCAAUGUGGUGGUCAUCUCAGUGCUGGCCAUCCUUAGCACACUGCUGAUCGGACUGCUACUCGUCACCCUUAUCAUUCUUAGGAAAAAGCAUCUGCAGAUGGCUAGGGAGUGUGGGGCGGGAACUUUUGUCAAUUUUGCGUCUUUGGAGAGGGAUGGAAAGCUUCCAUACAACUGGCGUAGGAGCAUAUUUGCUUUCUUAACUCUGCUACCCUCAUGUCUUUGGACUGAUUAUCUUUUGGCAUUUUAUAUUAAUCCUUGGAGUAAAAAUGGUUUAAAGAAGAGGAAACUGACUAACCCGGUUCAACUGGAUGACUUUGAUGCCUACAUCAAGGACAUGGCCAAAGACUCUGACUAUAAAUUUUCUCUUCAAUUUGAGGAGUUGAAAUUGAUUGGACUGGAUAUUUCACACUUUGCUGCAGACCUUCCACUGAACCGAUGUAAAAAUCGUUACACAAACAUCCUACCAUAUGACUUUAGCCGAGUGAGAUUAGUCUCCAUGAAUGAAGAGGAAGGCGCAGACUACAUCAAUGCCAACUAUAUCCCCGGAUACAAUUCACCCCAGGAAUAUAUUGCCACACAGGGGCCACUGCCUGAAACCAGAAAUGACUUUUGGAAGAUGGUCCUACAACAGAAGUCUCAGAUUAUUGUCAUGCUCACUCAGUGUAACGAGAAAAGGAGGGUGAAAUGUGACCAUUACUGGCCGUUCACAGAAGAACCCAUAGCUUACGGAGACAUCACUGUGGAGAUGGUCUCGGAGGAAGAGCAAGAUGACUGGGCCUGUAGACACUUCCGGAUCAACUAUGUUGAUGAGAUGCAGGAUGUGAUGCAUUUUAACUACACGGCAUGGCCUGAUCACGGUGUGCCCACAGCAAAUGCUGCCGAAAGCAUCCUGCAGUUUGUACACGUGGUCCGACAGCAAGCUACCAAGAGCAAAGGCCCCGUGGUCGUGCACUGCAGCGCUGGAGUCGGACGGACAGGAACCUUCAUUGCCCUGGACAGGCUCUUGCAGCACAUUCGGGAUCAUGAAUUUGUCGACAUCUUAGGGCUGGUGUCAGAAAUGAGGUCAUACCGGAUGUCUAUGGUACAGACAGAGGAGCAGUACAUUUUCAUCCAUCAGUGUGUGCAACUGAUGUGGACGAAGAAGAAGCAGCAGUUCUGCAUCAGCGACGUCAUCUAUGAGAAUGUUAGCAAGUCCUAGCUCAGAGUCUGGAGCCGACAGGACAUGAUGUGUAUCCAUCCUCCCUUGCUUCUGGAGUUCUUUGGGGGCCUUGCUAGCCAUUUUGCUAAAAGGAGCCCCUGCUUUGUAGUAUGUGGCCAAGGAGAUAAUUUAUCUCACCGAAGCACCGGGAAGACUUAGCCUUAAAGAGCCUACAGUGUCUUUUGGACUCUUUCACUUCUGGACAUUUAAUAACGGACCCAAUUCAACCAAACACCGGAAGGUCCAGACGCUCUGCAAACGGCAGGAAGCACAGCACUUCUGAAGAGUUUCAUGGGCCCUUUGCUGGUUGGGCUGAGUUUUUUGUUAUUUUGUUUUUAAGUGCAAUACUUUUUUUAUGUGUGUGAUUUUAUCAGAAAGUUGAAUUGUUUUCUGCCCACACAAUUGAGCAAGCCCAGGAAGGAACAGGCAUUGUUGGUAUCAAAGUAUACCUCAUUGUUAAAGAAAGGCAUGGCCACACAUGAAGAAAUGGUAAUUUUACUUCCAGGAAAUUCAGUCAGUGACAUCUGUACUCCAACAUUAAGCUACUAGAU